AUGACGACAACAGAAAAUGAUAAGUCAGAAUACAUUGACGUUGGUACAGUUUACACUUCUCCAGGUCAUGAUCCACCUUUAGGGGCCACUCGGAUCGAAAUUCGUUCCGGUCGUAUUGUCUCUCUUCGUUCAUUAUCUGUUGAAGACUUGCAACCAGAAGCAAAGCAUCUUCUUGCUCUACCGGCUAUCUCUAACGCUCAUGACCAUGGUUGCGGUCUACCUACGCUCUCUUUCGACGCACCUGAUGAAACACUUGAAACAUGGCUCCCAGCUCUUUCUUAUAAGCCUCGUACUGAUCCAUACGUACUCGCUACAGUGGCAUUUGCACGUAUGGCCGAGAGUGGCAUAUGUGCCACGAAUCAUUGUCACAAUACUCUAGAUCCUAAGCUUCUAUUCAAUGAAGCGGAAGCAGUAUCACGUGCUGCUCGUGAUGUUGGCAUCCGUGUUGCUUUUGCUGUACCAUUCGUCGAACAAAACUUACAUGUUUACGGAGAAAUCAAAAACCUACUCAAGUUUCUUCCAUCCGAAGAUCAUGCGACUAUACUGAAUUGGUCGACGAAAUUGAAGUCUAUGGUCAAUGAGACAAAAGCACUGUUCGACAGUAUCACGUCAUUGGAGCAUGAAUUUUUUCGCGUACAAUUUGGCCCAGCCGGUCCUGAAUGGCUAUCUGAAGAGACAUUAGCCUUUAUAGCUAAAUGCUCGGCUGAAAGUGGUCGUCGGAUCCAUAUGCAUCUACUUGAAACAAUAUGGCAACGUGAACGAGCAGAUGCUCAGUAUUCACCAGGUGGUUUAAUUGCCCAUCUCGACAACCUUGGCUUGCUCUCACCACGACUUACUAUUGCCCAUGCUGUUCAUUUAACAGAAGAAGAAUGUAAGCUUUUGGCUGAACGUCAAGUUACUGCAUCUGUUAACACCUCGUCGAACCUUCGUCUUCGCUCGGGCUUGGCUCCUGUUCGUUUGUUUCGACGUACAAAUCUUCGCUUUGGUUUGGGUUUAGAUGGAAUGAGCUUCGAUGAUGAUGAUGACAUGCUCAAAGAACUUCGACUUUUUUGGCAUCUACAACGGGGAUUUGGAGGAGAACGAAUACUUAGUGAAGCUGACCUUUUCGAGGCAGCUUGUGUCACCGGAAGAAAGACAAUCGUCGAUGAUGGUGGAGGCCGAGUAGAAGUUGGUGCUCCGGCCGAUAUCAUCAUACUUGAUGUGCGUCGAAUGAUGCAAGAUCGUGUACGACCAUCACCACCGAAAGAUAUGCUCUCGUUAUUAUUGAGUCGAAUGAGCAAGAAAGACAUAGUGAAAGUCAUUAUUGCUGGGCGUACGAUCGUUCAAGAACAUAAUUGUGUAACCGUUGAUCUGUCAGCACUCACUCAGCAACUUUUAGCAGAGGCUCGUAAGAAUACGUCUUGUGAAGAUGAUAACGGACAAAUCGAAAGAAUAAGAACAGCAGUAGAAAAAUUCUAUUGCUGUGGAUUUCAUCGCAUAAAAACAGAAAUAUAA
Rotaria sp. Silwood1 is the source of this 1494-nucleotide messenger RNA. NCBI's taxonomy places the organism in Eukaryota, Metazoa, Rotifera, Eurotatoria, Philodinida, Philodinidae. The record is from the annotation of a GenBank genome assembly.